Messenger RNA from Acanthochromis polyacanthus (spiny chromis), 1190 nucleotides. It is a transcript of the gene rcvrn2, whose product is annotated as recoverin 2. Bases 28 to 609 code for a protein of 193 amino acids. The record is from RefSeq and is a predicted model, not a curated record. The transcript has 3 exons. NCBI's taxonomy places the organism in Eukaryota, Metazoa, Chordata, Actinopteri, Pomacentridae. Gene Ontology annotation, molecular function: calcium ion binding.
AGUGCUGAGACAGUGAGAGCAGCUGCAAUGGGAAAUACCACCAGCAGCGCCUUAUCGAAGGAGAUCCUGGAGGACCUGAAGCUCGGCACCAAGUUCACAGAGACCGAGAUCUCCCAGUGGUACGAGAACUUCCAGAAGCAGUGUCCGACGGGCCGCAUCACGCCCGAGGAGUUCGAGCAGAUCUACGAGCGCUUCUUCCCAGAGAGCGACGCCAAGAGCUACGCUCGCCACGUCUUCCGGUCCUUCGACACCAACGACGACGGCACGCUGGACUUCAAGGAGUACAUCAUCGCGCUGCACAUGACCUCCACCGGGAAGACCACCCGCAAGCUGGAGUGGGCCUUCUCGCUGUUCGACGUCGACAAGAACGGAUACAUCAACAAGACGGAGGUGACCGAGAUCUGCCAGGCCAUAUUUAAGCUGAUCCCUAAGGAGGAGCAGAGCAAACUACCAGAGGACGAGAACACACCGGAGAAGAGGGCCAACAAGCUGUGGGCGUACUUCGAGAAGAAAGACAACGAGCGACUGGCCGAAGGAGAGUUCAUCAAAGGGGUGAUAGAGAAUGAGAAUGCGAUGCGUCUUAUCCACUACGAACCACCGAAACAAUAAAGCCGCUCCCAUUUAUCCCCUUCUGUCUUUUAUGAAUUUGUCCGUUCUAAACCCUCAGAUGCUUCCUCUCUAAUCCCUCUGUGUAAAUACUCAUCCUGCAGUGUCUUGGUCGCAGCUAACUUUUCAGAAAGUUUACGUCAUUUUGUUUUUGUUUUUCUUCUUUGUCAAUGAAUUUAUAUCGAGAUAGACGCCGCUAGAGGCAAAGUAUGACGUGUACAGCCAAAAAAAGAAGGUUUAUAGCGUGUUUAUACAUUAAUAUAUGCAUAUUAGGAGUUGAAAAAUGAUCUAAUAUCCAAUACUUAUUCGCAUAAAUAAUUCCUGAUGAAAUAAAUGAAUUUAAUAAUGUGGUUUCCUCAUUCUCUCUGAUUGGUUAAACAUCACCACUAGCAGCCAAUCAGCACUGGAGGAUAAAUGUUGAUAAGUUCUGUAUUCAUUUAACAUUCAAAACAUAAAUUAACUAAUUAAUUCUGCAUUGCAGUUUGUGUUAUUUUGAAUUCUGACACCAAGAUUUUAAUUUGUACUGCAUAUAUUCAUGUUCACUACCAUCCACACGUUUGGUUUCACUUGUUCUUAUUGUUGAA